Messenger RNA from Malassezia globosa CBS 7966, 606 nucleotides. RefSeq lists its product as uncharacterized. Bases 1 to 606 code for a protein of 201 amino acids. The transcript has 3 exons. Gene Ontology annotation, biological process: sulfate assimilation. The record is from RefSeq and is a predicted model, not a curated record. Lineage: Eukaryota; Fungi; Basidiomycota; Malasseziomycetes; Malasseziales; Malasseziaceae. Gene Ontology annotation, molecular function: ATP binding; adenylylsulfate kinase activity.
AUGGCGACUAACAUCACAUUUCACCCAGGCAAUGUGACGUACGAUGAACGCUCACAGCUUUUGAAUCAAAAGGGAAUGACAAUUUGGUUCACUGGUCUGUCAGCAUCAGGCAAGUCGACUAUUGCCGUAGCCCUUGAGCAGCAUCUUUUGCAUCAGAAGAAAUCCGCAUUCCGUCUGGAUGGCGACAACAUCCGUUUUGGUCUUAACAAAGACCUAGGAUUCUCUCCUAAGGACCGCGAGGAAAAUAUUCGCCGCAUCUCUGAGGUUGCUCUACUCUUCGCUUCGUCCACAUCGAUCGCCAUUACUUCGUUCAUUUCUCCUUACAAAGCCGACCGCGACAUGGCACGCGAGCUGCACAAGAAACACAACCCAGAGCUUCCAUUUGUCGAGGUGUUUGUCGAUACGAGUGUUGAGGAAUGUGCAAAGCGAGACCCCAAAGGCCUGUAUAAGAAAGCAAUGAGUGGUGAAAUCAAGGAAUUUACUGGCGUGUCGGCUCCUUACGAAGCCCCUGAGAAUCCGGAAAUUCAUAUCCAGGGCGACAAAUGCUCAAUUGAGGAGAGCGUCAAGCACAUUGUAGACUACCUUUUGUCGAAAGGAUACAUGUGA